AUGCCAGUAGAAUCCAAGAAAGACGAUGCCUCCACAUUCACGCUCGUCUGUGGCCAUCUCUCCAGCCGCAUCUGCCUGAAUCCAGACCCACGACAAGCUUACCAGGAGGAUUUGAACAGCCAGCAGCACCAUCUCGGCCGCCGCGCCAACAAGGACGCCAUUAACAAGGAGAGGGCCCACGACAUACAAGAACACACUCAUGACACGACAAGGGAUAUGGAGGUCGAUGACACCUCGGACCAAAAAGAGAAUACUCGCGGCAAAGCGAACACGCCCAGCCAAGCAACGCCACCCAGGAGCAAAGCAGGACGAUUUGGACUCGGAUCUGUACAGCGUCAGACUCUAUACAAUCAAGGAUCUAUCCUCGCCACGGACCUGUCAAUUAUCGGCUUUAUGAAGCUGGAUGCCGUCCAGUCUCCACCAGUGCUGUCCCGUCAUUGGAUCACGAUGGAUCGCCCCCAAGAGCAGGAUGCAGUUCCAAAGGCUGGUGUCAAGGAGGAGCCCUCAAGCGAAAAGGAUGGUCCAUCCGCACCAACUGAUUCCAAGGCACCUAUGGAUGAAGAUUCAUUAGCUGCCGUAUUGUUUCCUCCAGCUCAGACUCAGUCAACGCAACCACCUGGUGGUCAGUUCCAACAACGACAACAUCCUCAAUUCCAUACCAACUUUCCCAGCCAUCCUCCAGGAAUGAUGCAUCUACCUCAUAUGCCAAAAGUCCCUCCAACGCUCUCAAAGCCUUCUCUAUUCUAUCAGGACAACAACAUGCCGAACAUGCCUCAGGAUCAGCAGAGUCACUCUUCGCCGGCAGCACCACAGCCGUCGCCCAAGUUUCCAGGAGGGAAAAAGAACACAAAGGAAGCGGACUCAAGGGUCCACGAUAGCGUUCCACAGCAGCAUCUCUUCACAACCCUUCAUAAAGCCCUGGACCAGCAAGCCAUGGUCGCCAUUGUCGCGUUACAGUAUCCCGACAAAUCCUGCACGAGGCUACGUAAAUGGAAGCGAGCACAGGAGGAGGCGCCGCAGAGAACUCAGAAGGCGGCUUCCUCGGGAGUCUCGACUGCCAACCUAUUGUCUAAACGGCUGUCGUACUCGCAAGGAUCGUCACCAAAUCUUUCCUCGGGUAUUACACCAGAUCUCAGUACCUCAGGGAAUAGCUUCAGUGCUUCGUUUGGUUCAUUAUCAGGAUCGAUGAUGGGCUCUGCAUUGACGGCAUCGGCCUUGGCAGGAGGUGUGUCGAAGGAUGAUGUCGGCUCUGCGAUAGCCAUGGCUUCCCUUCCGACGAUUAUCGACGAUCGGAAAUGGAUUGGUCUUUUGAUGGUGGCGUCUCAUUUCCUGGCCAGCCCAUUCCAUUCAGUUCCAGUGUAUUUGAGCAAGACUCAAGAAUAUACCGAUCAUCCAGAGCAAUUCGUGCUGCUCAUCAUGCCAAAGUGCACAAUCACAACAAACGCGCCUUGGAUUCCGGAUUUAAAUCAGGACAGACCACAGUUCCCCUCAAGAGUCCCAGCGCUGGAGACGCAGUUUCUGCCUCAGCAGACGACAAAGGGCGACAAGGACAGCUCUGGUUCGGAUCUUUCACGGAUAAAACGCAGCUCUCAAGAACUCAUGGCAUGCAGAGGAUUAGAGCAAUUUACGACUGUCAAGUUGGCUCUGAAGGAGAUUUGGACGGACCUAAAGCUUCUUCAGGCUUCAAAAACGAAAACAUAUGAUGAGAAACUUGAACGAAGGAUCAAACACAACUUUGUUAACCUGGGCAUAUUGAAGGACAUGUAUGGUUACAAAGAUGGAGUUCUGCGUGCAACAGCAAUGCUCAACAAGGCACUUAGCAAAAUCGACAGCUCCAUGGAGACGCAUAGAAGACUAUUGACAUGUAUCAACCACCUGCUAUCAGCAGGUAGCAACGACAAGGCCAUGCAUGACAUGAUGACAGAAGACCUCAGUCGAGACUACCACAAUGAGCCUGGAGGUUUGGUUCCAAUAGGACAAGACACAUCAUUAGCUUCAGUGUCGACGAUUGUGAAGCCUACGUCAGAGAAGAGGGUGGAGAAGACUAGCAUUAAACCGCUGGAGCUCAGUGGAAGGGCCCAUCGAAUCAAGUCAGAGGCUAUUACCCCUGUUGAGGGUACACCUCCAGUUGCUAAAACUCCGCGCCAGAGUGAAAGCCGCGAUAACGACGGUCGUGGUCACCAGGACGAUGAAGACGAGGGCGUAGACGAAAAUUUGGGCGGAGGUAGCGUUCUGAUCAGGGGCGCUGUUAAGCAAGGCCGAGUUCAGGUUGUUCUUGAAAAACAGCACGAGGCGACAGAGAAACGUCUGGCAGAACUAUCGAUUGAACAGGAAGGCAAGUUGAAGCGGUCUCUCGAGAGUACGCCUGUACCACAACGUAUCCCAUCUCCAUUGACUCCACUGCAAAAACAACAACAGCAACAACAGCAACAACAGCAACAACAGAAGCAACAAGAGCAGGAUCUUGAUGCUGAGGCGGAGGAUAUUGAGCAGGAUACAGUUAUGGAGCAAUCUUCCGUAUCACAGAGUCGUCGACAGCUCGUACGUCCGCCUACCGAGCCCCCAGCAGUACCUGCAUCCUCUGAGCAGCUGCAACAGCAGAGACGCGCUCCCCAAGGAGAUUCAGAUGAAAUGCGGCUGAAGAGUACUGGUUUGGCGCCACAAAAGCGGAGACGAGAACUUCAGGAUGAUGUUAGCGACGAUGCGUCUUCUGUCGAGGGUGUGCCGAUCCAUUCGUCGACUACUGCCAAGGCGAGUAUGGACAGUGGCGCAGAUAGAGCAGCUUUCCCGUCGGGUGCUUCGAACAUGCAGGGACAUGGUGAAGAACCGGCAGCUGCAGUAGCGUCUGCCUCUGUUCCUGGGCAGAAGAAGACGGGAGCCAAGAAAGCGAAGCGGGUCAAGGCGGAACCAUUAGAGGAAGCGGUUGUUGUUCAGGAGACAGUUCAGGAACUGAGUCUUGGUCAGCUUCGUGCGGAGGAACGCGCGACACAGGAGGUAAAGGUGCUGCAAAGGGAGAGCGGCGAGGGUUUUGUGCCAGGAAAAGCGGAUCAGGAUCAGCGGCAGCAGUGGCCGACCCAGCAAGGUGAGCAGAUGCAGCAGGUGCAGCAACAAUAUCAGGAGCCGCCGCCACAGCAGCAGCCACCACAGCAGCCGAAGGCCAAAGCAAGCAAAAAGCAACCGAGAAUUGUGGGGCCAGUGCAGGUGCAGCAAUACCAGCCGGAACAACUGCCACUGCAGCAACCACCCCAUCAACAGCAACUCUCUCAACAGCCACUUGUUCAGCAGCAGCAGCAGCAGCAGUACCCUCCUCAACAGCAGGCCCCACAACACCAACCUCCCCAGCAGCAGGCUCUCCAACAACAGCCUCCCCAGCAGCUCCAAGUACAGAAUGAGCAGCGAUCGUUGCCAGCGCCUACAUUUGUUAAUCAGCACCAAAGGACCCCGUCUGGUACGCCGCAGUGGCUCGCAGCAAACUCGACACCGAAUGUUCUUUCGGGCAUCAAAAUUCCUGGACGUAGCAAGAAGGCCUCUGCGACACAACAACAGCCUCAGCACCCAGGACAGCAGAUGUCCCAACCGGGACAGCAGAUAUCCCAACCAGCACAGCAGCAGCAGCAGCAGCAGCAACAUCAACAUAUACAGCAUCCGCAGGACCUUCAACGCCAGCAGCCUAUGCCUACACAACCCCAGAUGCCACAGCAGUUGCGACAAGGGCUUGCUGCUGUUGAGGAGGAGCUGAUGGCGGGCCGAUCUCCUGCCUCUACCGCUGGUAUACACUCUCAGCCGCAACUACAUCCCGGGUACUACGCAGAGCACGGCAAUCGCGGUCCAGAGAUAUACCACCAUCAACCGGCCGUGGAACCAAUCGAUCCAAGAGAACGUGGUCGUGACAUGGCGCCCGGCUACCCAGCUCACUUAUCUGGAAUGCCUGAUCCCUCGGCACAUCCUUCCAGGACCCACACUCCUCCUCAGCACCAUCGAACCGCGUCCCUCACCGCUGCUCCUAUGUCUGCCCACGGAUCCCCGCGUGAGGAACCAUACCCAGGUCAAGGCAGCCCAGAAGGAUAUUACGUCCCAUCCAUAUCCCGUCACCAGAGACAGCCAUCGACCGGUAUGCAGCCUGGCGCGGCAACACUAGUAUCAGAGAAGCAACAUCAUCGUGCUGAGAGCAAGAUUGAACUGCAGCAACGCCAGCAAAUGGAAUACGAGUACCAUCAAAAACAGCGAUACCUUCAGCAACAGCGUAUGCAGCAGGAACAGAAUCCCCAUCAACAACAGGAAUACGCCGAGCAGAUGCGCCAACAGCGCGAGCCGCAGGCAGUGGAGCGUCAGCAGCAGGAGUGGGGACACGGAAUGGAGCCUGGACCACAAUAUGUUGCGCAGAGUUCUAGAGAUCCUAGUCGAUACGGCGGUCCACCACCAUCUAUACAAGAGCCUGUCACUCAAUCCAGGAUGUCUCAAUACCAGCAUCAAGCUCCACCUCAGCAACAGCCUCAGUUCUAUCAAGUACAAGAGCACGGUGUGAUACCUGGACGCUCGCCGAACCAUGAACCGAUAUAUAGCGCGGAGCCGGUCGCUCCAGUAAGAAGAAGAGCCAAGGUCCAAAGCAAUCCAGUGAUGGUUAAGGAUCAGCCGGAAGAGAUGCUGUCGCAACGCUACCAUCCUGAAUACGAUCAGUAUGCGCAUCAAGCACAGCAGCAACAGCGGCACCAGCAACAACAGCAAGAGCGGCGGGAGCACGAGCGACGGGAGCAGGUCCGCCAGCACGCUGUCCAUUCUUCACAAUAUCCUCCGCAGCAUCAGCAACAACAACACAUGGCUACCCCACCUUAUCCUCCUUCAACCCAAGCGUCCGUUCCGGUUGGUCGUCGUUCGGCUACACAUUCUCGUAAUAGCUCUUUGAAUGGUCCACAAGGCGCGGCAAUGAUGAUGAGCCCAGUGUCUAACCCACCGCCAGUAGCCAUGGAUCAGCUCGCAGCAGUCAGGGAUCACUCAAUGAGGGUCGGUAGCCCAGGUCUCUCUGCUCAUGGUUAUCCUCAUGCAGCACCGGUCCAUAGCAGAAGCCGAGGUUCCUCCCCCUCGCUCGGUGGAUACAUCAGUCCUUCAUCCCAUGGCCCCAUGCCGAUCCCUGUGCCUGUGGUCCCCGUCGGACAGCGACAAGGAACGCAUUCUCGAAACUCGUCCAUCACGUACGAGUUGGCGCCGCCUAGAGGGCAAAUUAUGGAUCCUUAUAUGAAUCGUCCAGGGCCAGGGCCAGGGCCCGCACUAGCAGGUAGCGCUUAUUCUUCGCAGCCACCACCUCACGGUGCACCUCAGACACAGCCGCAGCAGCACCAUUCCCGUGGAAGCAUCGAUUAUGUACCGGCAAUGCAACCACAGCAACAGGGACGCCAUCCUCAAGAGAUACAUCCUGGUUAUGGUCAUUCUGCCUCGCGGUCGCAGGAUAUGUCGAUGUCGAGUGUUCAGCAGCCUCCAUCAAGAUCGCAUAAUAGGUCGCCAUCAGAGGCGUAUUCUCAACAGACCCCUGUUCAGGCACCAUCUUCAUCUCAGAAUCAACAGCAGCAUCAUUACGCGCAGCAGCAGCCUUAUUCAUCGUCGUCGUCACAUAGGCAUGGAGUUCCCCAAGGUCAUCAGGGUGAACAUCCCAGGAUGUCACAGUCUCGAAGCGAGCAGCAGUGGUACCAGGGGCAGCAAGACCAGCAGCAGCAGCAGCAGCAGCACCAUGCGCAGUAUCACCCUGGACAGCAACAGCAGCAGCAUCCAUCUUAUCAACAAGGAGCAUAUCCACAGCACCCUACUCAGCCCUAUCAUCCAUCGCAAGGCGGUCAGCCAGGGUAUCAUUCAUCGAGCAGCCAGCAUGGUUCCAAUCAACAGGGUCAAGGACAGGGACAGGGACAAGGACAAGGACAAGGGCAAGCACAAGGACAGGGACAGGGCGGUCAAAAUUCUGGAAGUGCUAGCAGUCGAAUCUCUCUUAGUUCGCUGUUGAACUAG
Molecule: messenger RNA, 5994 nt
Organism: Gamsiella multidivaricata
Lineage: Eukaryota; Fungi; Mortierellomycota; Mortierellomycetes; Mortierellales; Mortierellaceae
Exons: 4
Coding region: 1-5994 (1997 amino acids)
Biological process (GO): regulation of transcription by RNA polymerase II
Cellular component (GO): nucleus
Molecular function (GO): transcription cis-regulatory region binding
Source: RefSeq, a predicted model, not a curated record